Paramormyrops kingsleyae is the source of this 8876-nucleotide messenger RNA. It is a transcript of the gene lingo3a, whose product is annotated as leucine rich repeat and Ig domain containing 3a. The record is from RefSeq and is a predicted model, not a curated record. Gene Ontology annotation, cellular component: plasma membrane. Lineage: Eukaryota; Metazoa; Chordata; Actinopteri; Osteoglossiformes; Mormyridae. Gene Ontology annotation, molecular function: protein binding.
GUAGUUUAAAUUUCUAGUAUUUUUAUUUGAGUACGUAUGAAGUGCUAUAUAACGAUACUUAUACUAUGCUAUUUAUCCUUGAAUCGUAUCGCUACUUCCCGUAACAGCCUACUGAUUUUAUCGACUCAACUUUUCCCCGUUUUUACACUCCAUCAACAACGUUAGUUUGCGUAGUCAAUCAUAUCAAAGCUCAUUUAAGGGCAUUCUCGUGGCAGGUUGAUUAAAAAGUUAACGGCCGUUAAUAAUCGCGGAGGUCGUGGCGGGAGUUGCCUCGGCAACAGAACGAGUGCACGCAACAGCUGUUCCGAGUCGAAACUGUGAAGGGUAGUAACGGCAUCAUGUUAUAUCAUCAUCUUAAGCCUGUUAAGAAAAAAUAAUUCAAUAAUUUGGUCCGUAGUAAUUUGUACAAAGAGAGAGUGCACACCUGAGGUACAGACCCACAAAGGGAGGGCUAAAUUCAUUACAGACUUGCCGGGUGUGGAGCAUUAUCCUGCUGACGGAGGCCACUGUCAUCGGGGAAUACCGUUGAAGGGGUGUAUUUAGUUUGCAACAAUGUUUAUGUAGGUGGUAUGUGGCGAGAAAACAUCCAGUCAUUCAAUGUCAGGACCCAAGGCUUCCUAGCAGAUCAUUGCACAGAGCAUCACACUACCUAAGAUGACUUGCCUUCUUCCCAUAGUACGUUCUGACGCCAUCUCUUCCCCAGCUCUGUCUGAACACAGACUUCAUCUACCCAUCCAUCCAUCCAUCCAUCCAUCCAUCCAUCCAUCCAUCCCUUCUGACUCAGCUAUGGUCAUGGUUGUCCCUGGAAGCAAAGGAUGUUAGACGAUGUAACUCGAGUUUCAAAGAGGGCCCUUGCGUCCAAUCAGCAUCAAGCUUGGUUCUAUGCUGGAUUCUUCUGUAUAAACGUUCUAACAUUAACCAGGUUUUAUAGACCUUCUGAAUGCAAACUGGUGGAUGGUUUAUUUAGGUGUGUGUGUUGUUUACACACCCUCUGCUUUCUUAGUGCACCACAUAUGCUUGAACAACCUUUUAGACAUAUCAUAUGCCUAUAACGGAAAGUGUUCUCACAGAUUGCUACAUCGAGACCAUGAAGGAAACACCCACACACAAAACGCCCACAGUAAACCUGCACCCUGUCUGAGAGGGUGUGCUGGGGUGUAUGUGUACCCGGCUUGGUAUAGAGCUGGCGGGCUGCUCAGGUGGGCUCAUGAUGCAUCCGAUCUGAGGGGCUCGGACAAGCACAGCUGCUGGGGUGUAUGGGGGGAGGGAGGAGUGGGCUUUGUUGUGUCCUCGGUCUGUAAAACUUGCUCUUUGGCCCCCAUGUACAUUUUAAGCACUGUACAGUGUUUGUGUUUGUUUGUGUGUCUGUCCAAGAUUCCAUUUAUACUGAAGGUUUGUAAUGCUCACGGAAUGUGCAGCCUUCUAUAAUUACAUUUUCAUUUUAACUCUGCAUGCCUUAUGCACAAUAUCAAACUCCUCUGGCUGCUUUCUGCAUUUUAUUCUGCUCUGUAGCUAUAACAGGUACAGCUCUUCGGAGCCUAAAACCGCUCUUUCUUGGUGUUUAUUAUUUCAGGAUGUCAGUAAAUGUUGAUGAUGGCUCUGGGCUUUGUUUUAUCUAGAGCCACAUGUUUUUUUUUCUGUGGAAUUGAGUGAUCAUUCCUUUAAAGCUUGGAGCAGGAGCUGUCAGACUAGGUCUAUGAUUAGCUCCUUUGAGAUAUAACACUAAUAUCACAAAAUGUUUGUUUCUUUAAAUCAUAGUCUAAGGGCAUUUCAAUGUCAGUAGCCUAGUUGUGUAACUGUGGUAGUUGAGUGCAUAUAUGCACGGCCGAUAGAUCAGGGUUUAUGGGAAUGGCUUAGUUUUACAUGAUUAUAAUGAUCUUACCAUCCACAACAGCAAAGAAGUUGGCUGAUACCAGAUAUGCCUGAUAUUAAUUCAUGUGACAUGUCAUUCUCAUAACAUAUAUGGGACCAACUAAGAGGGUGUGGUCUCCAGACUUUAUGUAGAGUUUAUUACCUGACAGCUGUAAGAUGGAGAGCUGUACACUCCUGGCACCAUUUGCAGGAGGAAGGAUGCUGAGGCCUCACAGUGACGAGGUGGGAUGGGGGACUGAAUCCUCCAUGAAGGAGGCACCCAACGAUUCAGCAUGCGCUCCGCGUUCAGGACUAGCGGUGAAUAAUGUUAACCAUAGUUUGUCUGUCAUAUGUAUGUUUGGUGAUGUAAACACCAGCAGAAAAAUAGCAAUUCUGUAUGUCCUUCAAUUGUAGCAAGCCCUUAAAUCUAUUACCAUUUUUGCACCACUUAUCUAGUACAGGGUCCUGGGAGGUGGGUCUAGAAUCAAUCUUAUGAGAGCAGGAUGCCCGCACAUCACAGGCAACUGUUAAUGGCAGUUUAAAUUGGCCAGUUCACCCAACUACUGUACAUGUUUUUGGAGUGGAAAAGGAAGAAGCCAUGCACUGCUGGGAGUUCAUGCAAGCACCUUGAUGUCGGAGUCAAACCUGCAAACCUGCUUGUGUGAGCCAAUAGUGUUACCCACUGGGCCACCACACCCCCCACUUUGAUUUUUUCUCAUGGCCGUGGUUGGUGAGUAUGAAACACAUGAUGCAUCAGUUUGUUACUGAAAUCCGCAUCUGUCGUAAGAUGCCAUCAUUAGAGCUGCGGUGGUGUUUGCUUCAGCCUUCUUUCACAUAAGCCGUUCUUAUUCACCCUUAGUGUUGAAAGGCAGAGCCGUUAGCCCUGUGUAGCCUGUGAAGCUACGGGACACUGAGCCUCUGAAAUGAGUCGGCCAUACUGUAAGUGGGCCGUUUCCCCCCACUGUUUCCAUGCAUAUUUCAUUAGUUCUCACUCGUAAAAAAUUUAGCACAGAAAGCAUGAAAGUAGAUUUUCUAUAAGACAUGUAAAACUCUCAGUUCUGCGCUGAUGGGACGCAUUGCGUUGGCAAAAGCACAUGCACAGUCAUGGUCUUUGUUUGCCGUGGACUGAUAGAUGUGGGGAAGCAGCAGUUGUGAUUCGCCUGAGAGCUGAAUCUUCUCACGCUUGCUGAUUGUCUCGUUGCUGUGUAGUUUGUCAUAGCCACUGCUGGACUCCAGUAUGUUUCCAUUAUUCCUGCUCAACAUGCUUCUAUGCCCUCGUGGCCUCAUUCUGAGCUGAACCUAUCCUGCUCCUCCAAUAGGGCUUGACCAUCAGCUCCAUCCCACUGCUUUCUCCAUACGAAUAUGGCCGGUCUGCUCUCCACCAGUGUGCUGACAGGUUGACGGUGAUCCGGCACUAUCACUGUGGAAUAGCAGCUUAAAUUUAGGUGCCGUACUUGUAAUUUCACAGCACCUUCCACUGGGUUGGCGCCUGCACUCUGUGCAUGUGCUCACAGGGACAGCGCAUCAAACUGAGCUGACAGGGGAGAGACGUCGAAGCGCGCGGUGGUUAGAGCUUUCCCGAGAGUGGCGGCCUACAGUGCGCUACUCCCCUGGGGUUUUUCCAGUUUAACGAGUCGCUCCAGCCCCCCCUUCUGAGACCCAACAGCAGCUGCUGCCGGUUUCACUCAGCGUGUGGAGAUGCAGGGUUAAGGUGGCACACUGGUGCAGGCAGCACAGGGCACAGGGCACAGGGAUACACCUCGGACAGGAUGCCAGUCCACCACAGGGCAUGCAGACUGUCAUCUGGAUUGUUCCCUAUUUCUGCCUUUGAUGGUGACACCAUUCCCAUCUCGUGCAGUUUUAUUUUGGCUAAGGAGGUCAUAUUAGGUGUUAGACAAGACGUUUUCCAUCUGUCCAUUUUCUAACCACUCAUCCUUGUAGGGGUUAUGGUGUGAACAGGGUGCUGGAGACUCUCGUGGCGGCUCAGGGCACCAGGCUGGGACAGGAUGACAAGAACGUUUUAGUACAAAUGUACCUGCCGAGAGAUAAUGAAGUACCUUUAUCUGACAUUCGUCUGCUCAAGACAUCUGCAUUAAGCCAGUAGGGAAAUACUGCCAGUUUUUGAUGAGAGUUUUUUUUCUUUCUUAAAUUUGACAACCUUUCCCUUGGUGAAGCAGAAAAAGCACAAAAGAAAGAAGUGCACCUUCUGGCUGGCUGGUGUGUGGAAGAAAAGGCUUCUCUGUGGAAGGCAGUGAGUGAGUGCGUGCAUGAGUGCGUGCUUGCUUGAUUGUUUGCUUGCUUGCUUGCUAGUGAAUUUCCCCACAUGCUCCUUUAUUCCGGUACCCUUCUUGGUGAUUUAGGGGGACUGAUCGGAGUAACGGGGACCUGAAUGUUCUCCUGCAUCCGGGCCACAUGCUGCCUCUGGCAAUUCUCAAAACUUUUAUUCCCGGAGGAUCUCACGUGCUUGUCUGUGCCACGCUUACUGGGGUCACGCGAAGAGUCGAUAAUGCGCUGCUGGACCAUGUUGAAUUCGUGAAGGGCCUCUCGGGUUAAUGCUGAGCAACACAGUCAGGAUCGCCUUUGCCUCUUUCAUAUUGCCGUCCCUUUUAAUUGGUGAUGCUGAUGAUUUGGCCGUUUCCUUGGUUACGGGUGCCGGAGUUACUUCGGGUGUGUGGGCUGGCGGUUGGGGUUCAGAGUGCCUGUUUGAAAAUGUCAAGGAAAUUACUGCUUUUUUUGAGCCGGAGCUACUUUGUAAGGUGACACAUCAGACCCCAACGACCCUGUGCCUGCUCAGUGACUUGGGAAGUAACCAUGGCAGCCUGAUAAACUGAUUUACAUAGACCACUUGCAGUAGGGGACCUGGAAGCAUCGGUCCCUGAGAAGGAGAAGAUGACCUUUGUUUCUCAAAAGACUUCAUAUUAAUCCUGAAUUAUAGUGCGAGGAAAUGUCACGCAAAAGAGAACAAAAGGCAGGCUUGUCAGGAAUCUACAGCUGUGGCUCAAUCUGCUGACCCUGUCGUUCCUUCCUACGUUAAUGAAAAAUGUGUUUCUGUAAGAUCCUGGGUGCAUGCAAUACUGCUAGAUACUAAGGACUUUCCUUUGAAAAGUUUUCUGUCCAAAUAUUGAGGGAUCCGCUCUUUUUGAGAGGGAGAGGAUCCCUAAGCCUUCCGUCCGUCAGACGAGCGAGUUGUGAAGCCAAAUAGCUGAAGCAGCAGAGAACCAACCAUUGCAACAGGGCAGACCGGCAGCGCAGGGACCCGGCUUGCGGGCUCUUAAACAGGGAGGCGUAUCCACAGUGCUGGUGAACGGAGCAAGCGGCACCCCCCCCUCCCCCCCCCCCCUUGCUCCCAAACGAGCAGCAUUGCAUCCUGAGCCCCGGGGGCUGAUUUCUGCAGACAAAGGGAGCGCUGGCAUUUCUGUGAGCGCGUGUGAGAGGUAGAGGCAGGUGAGGUAAUUACUGACUAGGGGGGAGAGUGUGGUGAGGUGGGAGAAGGCUACACUGUCAUUAACGGGAAACCCAGGAGCUGACGGAAGCUGCCGGCAAACUGAGGAGGGCUGCGCGUCGACACUGAGCUGCAGGUGCGCAGAGAGGAAGGCUGGACAGGAGAGCUGGGUGACAGGAACAGAACAGCCCCAUGCAGAGGGAGCAGCGACCACGCUUCAGGGCUGGAUUUGCAGGACCAUAGCAACAGGCAGCACCCUUGAUGUGGACUAACCCAGGCUCAUCUGCAAGCUUGGUGGCUGAAAAUGUAACAGGUGUCUGGAGGUGUGAUCCAGCCCCAGGACAUCAGAGAGGGGGGAUGGCAGCCUGUCUGAGGUUAGACUGGCUCGGCCUAGGCCUGAUACUAACAAUGGUAGCCCCCUCCCUGUGCCAGGGCUGCCCACAGCGCUGCGAGUGUGUGCCGCAACUCCGAUCAGUGGCAUGCCCUCAUAAGAGUCUGACGUCCAUCCCUGAGGGCAUCCCCAAUGAGACACGGUUGCUCGACCUGAGUCAGAAUCGCCUCCGCUGGAUUGAGCAUGGUGAUCUGGACCCCUACUCGCAGCUGGAGGAGGUGGACCUGAGUGACAACAUCAUCAGCGUGCUGGAGCCUAAUGCUUUUUCCAGCCUGCGUGACCUUCGUGUGCUACAGCUGCGUGGCAACCAGCUCAAGCUGGUACCUAUGGGUGCAUUUUCUCGGUUAGCUAACUUGACCACACUGGACCUGAGCGAGAACAAGAUAGUCAUCUUGCUGGACUUCACCUUCCAGGAUCUAUGCAGUCUGCGUCACCUGGAGGUGGGGGACAAUGACUUGGUGUACAUCUCCAACAAAGCCUUCAUAGGUUUACUGGGGCUGCAGGAGCUCACCAUUGAGAGGUGCAAUCUGACCUCUAUCUCUGGCCAGUCCUUGUCCUACUUGCGUAACCUGGUCACCUUGCGGUUGCGGCAUCUCAGCAUCCCUACCCUGGAGGACCAGAACUUCCGCAAACUGGCCAGCCUGCGGGGGCUGGAGAUUGACCACUGGUCCUUUCUGGAGUACAUAUCUCCUUUGAGCUUCCAGGGCCUCAACCUGUCCUGGCUAUCCAUCACAUACACAAACAUCACCUCGGUUCCUUCUGCCUCCUUCCGCAACCUGGCCCACCUCACGAGCCUCAACCUCUCGUACAACUCCAUCUCCAUGCUGGGACCCUGGGCUUUCCGGGACCUGGUGCGUCUGAAAGAGCUCCACCUGGUCAGCACCAACCUAGUGUCUGUAGAGCUCAAUGCCCUAAGUGGCCUGAGGCAACUCCGCAUGCUUAACUUAUCAGGCAACGAGCUCCUCACACUGGAGGAAGGUGCCUUCCAUUCCGUCAACAGCCUGGAGACACUGCGUGUGGACAAAAAUCCAUUAGCCUGUGACUGCCGCCUGCUGUGGAUCCUGCAGCGUCGCAAGACGAUCAACUUUGACGGCCAGGCUCCUGUGUGUGCCAGUCCUGCGGAGGUGCAGGGGAAGGCCUUCAGCGCAUUCUCAGACUCUGCGCUAUUCGACCGCUUCACCUGCCAGAAGCCCAAGAUCCGCAACCGCAAAAUGCAGCAGGUAACGACGCGAGAGGGCCAGCCCGUGUCCUUCCUGUGCCGGGCCGAGGGGGACCCGGCACCGGCCAUCUUUUGGAUCUCCCCGCAGAGGCGCAGGAUCACAUCUAGGAGCAGCGGACGUAUCACGGUGCUGCCAGGCGGGACGCUGGAAAUCCGCUACGCCCAGCUCACUGACAGCGGCACCUACAUUUGCAUAGCCAGCAAUGCGGGCGGAAACGACACGUACUUCGCCACACUCACUGUGAAGGGGCUGCCGCUGGACGCCGUCGCCAUGGCCAACCGCAGCUACUAUGCCGGCGACCUCAACGAUACUAACCAAAACGACACGCGCGUCUUCCUUAAGUUUACACUGGACCUCAAAACCAUCCUGGUGUCCACGGCCAUGGGCUGCAUCACCUUCCUGGGUGUGGUGCUCUUCUGCUUCCUUCUGCUCUUCGUGUGGAGCCGUGGACGCGGGCAGCACAAGAACCACUUCUCUGUUGAGUACUCCUUCCGCAAAGCAGACGGUCCCUCUGCAGGUGGGGGCCAAGGAGGGGCACGCAAGUUCAACAUGAAGAUGAUCUGAAGCAAUACGAUGAUGUUCCGACUCCGCCAGGAGCCCCGAGGGCCUCUGGAGCCGCCAUGCACGGCUCUGACUUGCAGAAGCCAAUGUAAACACAAGGGUGCUCGGCUUUGUGGGUCGUGUCAGUCGAUUUUGUCGCUGACGGUUCCGGAAACUCGUUAUUUCGCCGUGCCUCUGAUUUUCGUGGGCAGCUUGAAGUGCAGACAGGUUUUUGUGUAAUUAGCCACUUUUCAUAACCAAACUAUGACUAUUAUUUAUGGUUUAUCUAAGAGACGUUUAUUGCUAUUUUGUUGUGUCUUGCUCCCUCAAACCCUUUCAGAUAUUGAAGUCAUAUAUGUUCAGUAGUUCUUUGAUUAAAUGAAAGAAAGCACACUUGUCAGUCCUUUGAGGCAUGGGUAGUAAGGGUGAGCACUGUUGCUCCGUUUGUUUUUAUCUUUCCCUUCUGAAGGAUUUUACUGUUGACAAUUUUAAGGCAAUAGAAGCUCUCUCUCUUGUAUAAUAUCUGGCCACUGGCUGAACCCUUUCAAUACCCUUCUACUUCGUGUCAUAUUGGUUUGCCAAGAUUCAUUCGAAACAAUAAAGUUAUUUCUCAGCACUGCAAUUAUGUAAAUGAUUGUGAGAGCAGCUUCGUCUCAGACACCCCAGAUGGGAUCGAGGGAGCCUGAAGCUCAUGCUCUUGUUGACAGUAACAGUAUGUGACGAGUCCACAGCUCUGCAAAGCCCCAUCACAUUCACACUGCGCUGCCUCUGUAGGCUAACCUCACAGGGCUACGUCUUCAGAAUCCCCUUUGAACCUCUACAUAUUUUUUAGCAGCCAAAGAUAUACAUGUAUCAUUGCACGUGAACGCACAAUGGGUAAAAUAUCUUAUUGAACCCAGUCGAAUUAUGAUGGAAUAGAGUUUAUUUCCAUGCAGGUUAGGCAAACAGAUAGAUUAUAGAUGAGAUGGUGUUGGUUAUACUGUAUGUAAUACAGCCAGGUUAAUGUCUGCAAUCUCACCGGUGAAUUGAAAUGGCUUUGCUGUACUUCAUGCAUAGCUUAGGCAUCAAUGGACAUGAGACCCUCCAUAAUGGAUGUAAGCUAAGCACCAACAUCAGCACUGAAGAAGCAAUGCAUUCAGGUUCAUAAAUGCUUAUGUGCUCCACCAAACCUACCAGCUAACACCAAGCAUUUGAUUAUGCAGGGAAAAGCUCUUAAUAACUGGUAAUCUCCUUUUUCCAGAUAGACUACAUAAACAGACUACAGUGCAUUUUCGGAUGCUUUUAGUAUGGUAAUGUUAUUUUCUGUUUGUCCCUUUUUAGAUAGAAUAUGAUGUUACCUAAUGCAAUUAUUUUGCUUAUCUGUACUAAAUUGCUUCUGUAAUUGUAUAGAAAAUUACUUGAACAGAGAAAAAUAAAACAACCAGCAGUAAAA